GUAGCGGACUAGUGACGCCUGGCGGGCGGCAAAAUGGCUGCGUUUUAUUUUCCCAUAUUUCUACAGUGUAAAUAUCCAGCGGAUUUUUCAGCGGAGCGUUAAUUUUUCUCGCGUCUCAGCAGCGUAGAAAAGGCCGUGUGUCUGUUGGUUUAUUCCGCCCACUUGCUCCGGGGGAGCGGCGGCGGCUGCUCGUGAACCGCCCGGGAGGACUGUGGCCCGCGGGGCUGCGGGGUGGUAAGUCAAGGGUUCUAACUAUGAUUUAACUUAUAACACAUAUAGUUUAGUUAGCUAAGCUACUUUAGUUAGAUAAGCUACUUCAGAAGUUUCCUCAUCUGUAAGAGCUGCUGGACCUGCCUGGAGAAAACUCACUGAUCUAAAAGGCUGCUGCAGUGUGGCUGCCCACCUGCUGUACCAAAGCAACUAUGGCGACCCCACUACAAUAGCUUUUGCAAAUGAAAAUGGAGGGUAUGUCACUGUCAGGCCUGGAUAACACCAAGCUAGAGGCCUUGGCUCAUGACAUCUACUCAGACUUGGUGGAGGAUGCCUGUUUGGGGUUGUGCUUUGAGGUGCACCGGGCUGUCAAACAGGGUUACUUCUUCCUCGAUGACACAGACCAAGAAAGCAUGAAGGACUUUGAAAUCGUGGACCAGCCAGGGGUGGACAUAUUUGGGCAGGUGUACAACCAGUGGAAGAAUAAGGAGUGUGUGUGUCCUAACUGCAGCAGGAGUAUAGCAGCCUCACGCUUCGCUCCUCACCUGGAGAAGUGUCUCGGAAUGGGCCGGAACAGCAGUCGCAUCGCCAACCGCAGGAUAGCCAGCAGCAACAAUACAAGCAAGUCAGAAAGUGACCAAGAGGACAAUGAUGACAUCAACGAUAACGACUGGUCGUAUGGUUCAGAAAAGAAACCCAAGAAGAGAAAAUCAGACAAGAAUCCAAAUUCUCCGAGAAGAUCCAAAUCUUUAAAGCAUAAAAAUGGAGAGCUUAGUGGAAGUGUAAAUCCGGACCUUUACAAGUACAACUACAGUACCGGUAUCAACUAUGAGACUCUGGGCCCUGAGGAGCUACGCUCUCUUCUGACUACGCAAUGUGGGGUUGUAUCUGAGCAUACGAAGAAGAUGUGCACACGGUCUCAGCGGUGUCCCCAGCACACGGACGAGCAGAGGAGGGCAGUCAGAGUCUUCCUCCUGGGGCCGUCCGCGUCAACGUUGCCCGAUCCAGAGUCGACGUUGGAAAACGACGGUUAUGACACUCCUGAUGGACAGCUCAUUAUGUCCCGCCUCCAGUGGGAUGGGUCCUCAGACAUUUCGCCCUCAGACUCCGCCUCCUCCAAAGCCAGCACCAAUAACUCAGACUCUAAAAGACCUAAGAAGAAGAAGAAGCCCAGCUCGCUGCUCGUGGGCAGUGCAGGGGGCGGAGAGAGGGAAAAAGCAGGAGAGCGAGAGCGAGGAGAGAGGGAAAGAGGAGGAGGAGGAGGAGGUGGUGGCAUCAGUGGGAGUGGACUGGGUGGAGCCAGCAGCAGCUCCCAGAAUGCACUGGCUCUAUCAAAUCGUAAGAAAAGACCAAGACUGCCGGCUCCACCAGCUCCCAGUAUUUAUGAUGAGCUGAACUGAAUUAAACUGAACUAAACUGAAAGAUCUGAAAGAAGGAUUUUCCUCACCCACAUCUCCACUGGACAUCACACACAGCUUCAGUACCUGCUUUUCACACGGAUUCACCUGUCCUGCUUCUUCUUUUCCUAUCGGUUUAGGCACAGGAGAUCUUCAGAGAGAGAGUGUGUGUGUGUGUGUGUGCGCGUGAGAGAGAGUGUGUCGUGCAGUUCAAAAUUGGCAUUUAAGUUUACUUGUGGUCAGGUCAUGUCCAGAUAUAGAUAUGAGAUGGUGCACGUGUGUGUGUGUGUGUGUCUGGACCCAGUUGAAUGGUAAACAGUUUGAAAGCUUCUAAAACCGCACAAUAAUGUUACUGCGGCUCCUUCUCGUAGGUGUCGUGUCAGAAUAAUGCUACUUCAUAAUGCUACUCCACACUUGCCUGUUUGUACCGCUUCCUGCUGAAUAAUGCUCCUCUGAUAAUCACUGUUACAGCUUCAGGCCAAAUUAUGCUUCUUUAAUACACACUUUUGUUGUUUCUUGCAUCCUCUUAGUAAAUCUAUUACAGUGUACAUUACACUGUUUUACACAGCCGCUAAAGUAUCAAGGUAUAAAAAUAAUAUUUAAAGACCUAAUUCAUUCCCCUUAAUUUGACAAACCACUCCAUCAAGCAUAUUUCCAAAAAUUAAUACAAUCCACUGUCUUAAUUUAAUAUUUGUUUUCUUUUUAAUUUAAUUUACCAGUCCGAUCUCUCAAUUUAACAAUCCAUUCUCUCAAUUAAUAAAUUGUUUCUACAAUUUAAAAAUAGUUCUAUCAAUUUAUUACGUCAGUUUUGAUUUACGAGUCCAUUUAACUCCCUCAGAUUAAUAAAUCGCUUCAUUAAAAAAACUAGCUCAUUCUCUCAUUUUCAUAAAUCAUUCCUUUGAUUUAACAAGUGAGUUUAUUUAAUUAUUUACCAAUUAAUUAUUUCAAAUUAAUUAACUUGUUUGGUAAUUGAUAUAACUAUUUUAAAUUGAACAAAGUAAUUUUAUUUGAUUUACUAGUCCAAAUAAUUCCCUCAGUUAAAUUAAUUACUUAAUCAAUAUAGUACUCAUACUCAAUUUCUUAAGUCAUUCCUUUGAUUUAACAAGUGUUUUUUUUACUAAUCUAUUUUUUUAUUUUAUUUAAUAACUUGUUUGUUCAGUUUGAUAAGUAGUUUCUUAGGUUUGACGAUACAUUCUCUCUGAUUAAUAAAUUGUUUCCUUGAUAUUAUAGUUAGCUGGUUCACUUAAGAUAAGAAUUAAUUCCCUCGAUUUAAUAAAUUGUUCCAUUGAUAUUAUCGUUCAUUCCCCUGAUUUAAUAAAUAGUUCUCCUAUUUAACAUUUAAUUUCCUCAAUUUUACAAUAUGUUCCCUGAAUUUAAUAUUUUUCCCCAUUAUUUAAUAAAUUAAUUCCUUAAUUUUAACACUCAGUUCUUGCAAUUUAAUAAUCCAUUCCCUCAAUCCAGUAAUCAGCAAUUUGUUCCCUCAGUUGAAUAAAUUGUUGCAUCAGUUGCACUGUUUAUUCCCAUAGUAAUUACAGUCCAUUCCUUCAAUUUAAUAAUUUAAUGAAUUGUUCCAUUAUUAUUAUAACAUAAUAAUCUGUUACUUCAGUUUAAUAAUGUAUUUCUUUAAUUUAACAAACCAUUUACUAAAUAUAAGCAAUCCACUCCCUUUCUUUAAGAUUUCUUUCUUUAAUUUAUCAGUCUUUGUUUCUCUCAAUUUUGUAAUUAAUUAAUCGAUUACAUAAUCAAUUCCCUCAAUUUAAUAAACGGUUCCUUUGAUUUAAUUAAUUUAACAACCCAUUCCCUCAAUUUAAUAAACUGUUUCUUUGAUUUAAUUAAUUUAACAACCCAUUCCCUUAAUUUAAUAAACUGUUCCUUUGAUUUAAUUAAUUUAACAACCCAUUCCCUCAAUUUAAUAAACUGUUUCUUUGAUUUAAUUAAUUUAACAACCCAUUCCCUCAAUUUAAUAAACUGUUCCUUUGAUUUAAUUAAUUUAACAACCCAUUCCCUCAAUUUAAUAAACUGUUCCUUUGAUUUAAUUAAUUUAACAAUCUGUUGCCUGAAUUUAAUACAUUGUUUCAUGGAGGAGGUUUUAGUUAAAUUGAGAAAAACAUUUUUAUUUCUAAAUUGAUUGUUGAAUCAGGAGCACAAUCUUUUGUCUGUAAUUAUUAUUUUAAUAUCCUGGUACUUCAGAGGUUGUGUAUUAUUUAUUUAGUGUAUGAUGUAAUGUUGUGUUGGUUAGUUUUUGCCUGCUGGUCUGUGGUUUGCCCUGCUGAACAUGGCUCCCUCCGCGCUCCUCGUCUCCAUCAUGUGAUCCUGUCUGGUCUGGUGGAUCUUCUGAGCACUUGUUUUACAGUGGCUGUUUUUAUGUUUAGGCUUGAAGCAGGGUUUAUUUGUGCUGCAGAAACGCUGCGGUGGACGAAUAGCACUUAAACGAGUGAAGAGCAGAGAAGAGCUGCACUUCCUGUGGAUCAAAUCCAGUCUAAUCAAGAAGCCUUACUGCUUUUAAAACUCGAUUGUUUUUGGUUGUUUCUAUAUUUGUUGUUGUGUAUUUUAUAUAUUUUAGACCCAGGCUUAAAGACUGGGUGGUGUGUGUGUGUGCGUUUGUGUGUGUGUGGUGGAGGGGCUAAAAAAAAAAGAAGAAAAUUCUACAGAUUCCUCAUCCCUGCAUAUGAAGUUGUUGUGUGUGUGUGUGUGUGUGUGUGUACGGAUGUUGUUGUUUUCUAUGCUGGUAUCAGUUGUGUCUCCUCUCUGAGUGUACUGUGGUUAGCUGGUGUUUUAGUGUGAAUAAAGCCCAGUGUGUCUCAGGAG
Messenger RNA from Astyanax mexicanus (Mexican tetra), 4415 nucleotides. It is a transcript of the gene atxn7l3a, whose product is annotated as ataxin 7 like 3a. Gene Ontology annotation, biological process: positive regulation of DNA-templated transcription; regulation of transcription by RNA polymerase II. Bases 453 to 1610 code for a protein of 385 amino acids. The transcript is spliced from 14 exons. The record is from RefSeq and is a predicted model, not a curated record. Lineage: Eukaryota; Metazoa; Chordata; Actinopteri; Characiformes; Acestrorhamphidae. Gene Ontology annotation, molecular function: transcription coactivator activity. Gene Ontology annotation, cellular component: DUBm complex; SAGA complex.